Messenger RNA from Annulohypoxylon truncatum, 1077 nucleotides. Its product is annotated as Alpha/Beta hydrolase protein. The transcript is spliced from 6 exons. Gene Ontology annotation, molecular function: hydrolase activity. The record is from RefSeq and is a predicted model, not a curated record. The coding region runs from base 1 to 1077 and encodes 358 amino acids. Lineage: Eukaryota; Fungi; Ascomycota; Sordariomycetes; Xylariales; Hypoxylaceae.
AUGAGCCCGAAGCCUUCGCUCUCCCUAUGGGAGUAUGCGACACUACCCAUAGCUAUCAGUCGCAUAAUAUAUACGUUGGUUGGCGCCUGCUUCAGGGCCCCUUUCCGAGAAAGCAGUGGUGCACCAACCUUCAAAAGAUAUGUUCUUUAUGCUGGAAUGAGAGCGGUUGUUGAAAAUAUGACCAUUCGUCAGUUCCAGGCAAUCAACCCUUCCACAACUGAGGCUUAUGAGACCGUGGCGAAAAGAAAGAGGUUUAGAUCAGAUAUCGUAAAAUUGCCCGACGGAUCUCUUGGCUGUUGGGUUGGGGAUAGAAAUGCCGAGACUAUUCUCGUCUGGUUUCACGGGGGCGGAUUUGCUUACAUGGCUAGCACGGCACAUGUGGAAUUCCUCCUUGAUGUGGUCGCGCAGGCUUCUAAACAUGGCCUUAGUUUGGCUGUUUUCCUUCUCCAGCACGAUGUCGCUCCACAGGCACAAUAUCCACGACAGUUAGAACAAGCUGUCACCACAAUAAGAUACCUUACUGAAGAUUUUGGGAAGUCUUAUUCACAAUUAUUGAUAGGGGGCGACUCCGCCGGAGGAAAUCUCACGAUAGGAUUGUUAUCGCAUUUGUCCCAUCCUCACCCCACAAUACCCGCUUUGAACAGCCAUGGAUGGAAUAUAAAAGGAGCCAUCUUGCUUUCUCCAUGGGUAUCACUUCUUGAUCUCGACUCACAGUCAUUUCGGGAAAACCGACCCAAAGAUGGACUAAGUGGUCCAGGACUGAAGGCUUGGGCCAACGCCUUCAUGAAACCCGCUCAAAGGGAUAAUUAUAACUGCCCUCUCUAUGCUACCUCGGAAUGGUGGCGGGAUGUUCGAGCGGAAAGCAUUCUCGUGUUAGCAGGAGAAAAUGAGAUUCUCGUAGAUCAAAUUCGACAAUUCGCGGAGAAGUUGAAGGAGCAUAACGAGGAAGAAGUUGACAUACUGAUCUCUCCCGGAGAAGCGCAUAACCCCCCGGUUGACGAGCGCCAGCUUGGUAUACAUGGGCAGAAUGGUAUGAUGGAAAAUAAGUUGUGCCAAUGGAUAUUAGAUCGCACUUGA